AGCAGGCUCAGAACUUGUCAUCUUUUUCAUAACCACUUUGCUCUCCAACAACACCUCAACUAAGAAAUAGAAAACCGAACAUGGGACUUUGUUGCCAAAACCAAUGACUUGGUACAAAUCCAACCUCUAGUUAUCAUAGUAGGCACCUCAACUAUCGCGAAACAUUUACCCGUCUCUUAGCUAUUCUGUUCUACAGCUGUUUGUUUUUUUUGUUUGAGUGCAUCAUUGACUCUUUUACGAUCAUCAUGUCAGCUCCAUCACUCACCCCUUCCUCUUCUUUUGGCUAUGCAUUCACCUAUGAUGUGUUUAUCAGCUUUAGAGGCACUGAUACUCGUUAUGGUUUCACUGGUAAUCUCUACCAAGCUCUCUAUAGGAAGGGAAUCCACACUUUCUUUGAUGAUAAGGAGCUCUGGAAAGGAGAGGGGAUCACACCCUCACUUCUCAAGGCAAUUGAAGAAUCUAGAAUCGCCAUUGUUGUGUUCUCCAAGAACUAUGCAUCUUCUUCCUUUUGCUUAGUUGAACUUGUCAAGAUCAUGGAGUGCAUUAAGGGGAAGGGCCGGUGGGUCUUUCCGGUCUUUUAUGAUGUUGAUCCUAGUGACGUGCGACACCAAAAAGGAAGCUAUAGAGAAGCGUUGACUAAGCAUGAGGAGAGGUUCAAGGAUGACAUGGAGAAACUCGAGAAAGUGCAGAAAUGGAGGGCAGCUCUGCAUCAAGCGGCUAACCUGUCUGGCAAUGAUUUCAAGCUUGAUGAUAUUUUUUUAUUGGACAGAAGGGAAUAUGAACAUGCUUUUAUUGAGAAGAUCGUGAAGGAGAUCUCAAACAGGAUAGCUCGUGUUCCUUUGCAUGUUGCUGAUUACCCUGUUGGACUGGAAUCUCGAGUACUAAAAGUAAACAGUCUUCUAAAUGGUGGAUCUAAUAGAGGAGCCCAUAUGCUAGGGAUAUAUGGAGUUGGUGGAAUAGGUAAAACAACUAUUGCUAAAGCAGUUUAUAACUUGAUCGCUGACCAAUUUGAAGGUUUGUGUUUUCUUGAAAAUGUUAGAGAAAAAUCAAUUAAACAUGAUUUAGCAUAUCUCCAGGAGAUGGUUCUUUGUAAAAUUCUUGGAGAGAAAGCUAUACAGCUAACAAGUGUAAGUGAAGGAAUUUCAUUAAUAAAGCAAAGGUUCAAGAGAAAGAAGGUUCUCUUGGUUCUUGAUGACGUACACAAACUUGAGCAAUUGCAGGCAAUUGCUGGAAGUCCCAAUUGGUUUGAUUCUGGCAGCAUAAUCAUCAUAACAACUCGGGACAAACAUUUGUUGGCAAGUCAUAUGGUGGAGAGAACAUACCAAGUGAAGGAAUAUGAUAGAAAAGAAGCACUUGAGUUGUUUAUGUGGAAUGCUUUCAAAUGCGAUAAUGUUGAUCCAAGCUAUGUGGACAUUUCAAAUAAAGUAGUGUCCUAUGCUUCUGGCCUUCCAUUGGCUCUAGUGGUAAUAGGGUCAAAUUUGUAUGGAAAAAGUGUACAAGAAUGGAUAUCUGCAUUAGAGGAGUACAAAAAAAUUCCUAAUGAAGAUAUCCAAAGCAAACUUAAAGUAAGCUUUGAUGCUUUGAGUGAAUAUCAUAAAAAUAUUUUUCUUGACAUUGCUUGUUGCUUCAAAGGAUAUCAUUUGGAAGAGGUUGAAAACAUUCUCCAUGCUCAUCAUGAUGUUAGCCCGAAACUUGGCAUUAGUGUGUUGGUUGAAAAAUGUCUAAUAAAUAUUGAUAUGAAUGGCUAUGUCACACAACAUGACUUAAUUCAAGAUAUGGGCCAAGAAAUUGUUCGUCAAGAAUCACCUAAAGAUCCUGGAAAACGUAGCAGGUUAUGGCUUCCUGAAGAUGUUAUCCAAGUUUUACAAGAGAACACUGUAAGUAAAUCUAUGUGGGCAGUUUGA
This is a messenger RNA of Arachis ipaensis, 1904 nucleotides long. The record is from RefSeq and is a predicted model, not a curated record. Lineage: Eukaryota; Viridiplantae; Streptophyta; Magnoliopsida; Fabales; Fabaceae.